This is a messenger RNA of Spinacia oleracea (spinach), 1791 nucleotides long. RefSeq lists its product as uncharacterized. The transcript has 14 exons. NCBI's taxonomy places the organism in Eukaryota, Viridiplantae, Streptophyta, Magnoliopsida, Caryophyllales, Amaranthaceae. The record is from RefSeq and is a predicted model, not a curated record. The coding region runs from base 1 to 1791 and encodes 596 amino acids. Gene Ontology annotation, cellular component: nucleus.
AUGGAUAAGAAGUUAGAGGAGGAAGAGGAGAGGAAUAGGGAGCGUGAGGCUAAAGAGAAGAGGACUAAGAAGUUAGUGGCGGAAGAGGAGAGGAUUAGGGAGAGUGAGGCUAAAGAUAAGAGGACUAAGGAAUUAGAGGCGGAAGAGGAGAGGAUUAGGGAGAGUGAGGCAGAAAAGGCAGGAACAACAGAAGCAGACCAAUCACAACCAGCACCAUCAGUUGAAGAGAUGGAGGAAGAGGACGGGGAAGAAACAGAAGGUGAAGAACUAGAAGAGGAAGAACCAGAAGAGGAAGGGGAAGGACUACAAGGUCAAUACAUGUUGAAAAAAAGAAAAGAGGAAGAAAGCGAUCCAAAUAUGAAAAAGCUUAUAAAGGAUUACCCUCCAAUGAGGGUGUAUCCUAAAAGUGUCAUAAGCUUGAGCCGGUGGGAUGGUAGUAAAGGAGUGUUGCGCAUAAGAGAUGGUUAUGAGAUAAAGAUCACCCAAGAAAUGGUGGGUGCAAUUACUGGAGUGCCAUGUGGCCGUAUGAAGUGGGAUUUUCCGAAAAAAGUUGAAACGGAAAAGGAGAUAAAUGACUUGGUGAAAGAAUUUGGGAAGUUCAACGGGGGGAUUGACCAAGCACAGCCCCAAGUUGCUAUCUUUGAUGAAGAAGGAAUAUUUCUACAAACCACACAGAUUGCAUAUGUGGACAGAAUUAAGUUUGGAGACUCGAGUAUGAGGUGGGAAAUAGGCGCCCCACGAUUGGGAGCUUGGACAUCGGAGGAAAUUUGCCAGGUUAUAGAAUCAGAUAAGUCUGUUGCUGAUGGAACUUUUGGCCAUGCAGAGGUUGUAAAGGAUGUGGUAUAUGUUCCAGACCAAACUUUGAGGAAGGAACUCUCAAAGGCCAAACCGAAGAAGAAAGCUGGAGAAAAAAGAGACAACAAUAACGUUGCAGAGCAGCCACUGGUAAAGGAAAGCAAAAGGCGUAGGCGAAAACUAUCAGCUCCAGAAAAAGAAGUUAUUCCUCCAUCCAAGACUUCAAAGGGUAAAGCACCCAAGGAAACACAAAAGGAAACACAAAAGGAAACAAAACAAGGUGAAAAGAAAAGAAAGGCAAUUAGUAGAGCCACAUGUCCACAACAGAAGAAGAAGAAGAAGAAGAAGAAGAAGAAGAAUGAUUAUGAAUCGGAGUUUUCAGAACAUACUGAUACGGAUGAGUCGGAAAAUUACAACGGAAAAAAUCACAAUGAUGAUGAUUCGAUACUCACUUGUGUGAUUCUCCUGUUAAACAGCCUACUUGAUGAACAAAUCCUCUUUAAAUACAAAAACCUCCAGUGUAACAGAGGAGUUCUCUAUGACGCCCUCAGGGUGGGAGGAACCAUAACAACUGAGGAAAACGAAAACAAGGACAACCUUGUACUCACAAAGGAGUUUGUGGAGGAUUUUAUAGGAAAUGGAGUUCACAUAACAGCAAAGCGGAAGAUAAAGGACUACCCUUGUAAUCACCGGGAGAUUCGGGAGAGCGUGGCUAGACGUCUACUUGCCCAUGCCUCCGAUGAACUCGAUAACAGAGAAGUGUUUGAAAAACUGAUGGAGAAGAGUGGGAAGACCUUAGAUGAUAGUGCUACGCAUGUUGAAGCUUCUAGCUCUAGGGGUGAGAGUUCUAUGGGAAAUGAGUCCUUGGACCGUGAUGAUGCGGAAGAGAAGUCUCAUGUCGACGACAUGAGUUGUGGUGAUAAGUCGAAGGAGACUACUCUUCCCCCUCUCCCAACUCCUAUUUCCCCCUACCCUCAAAGAUUUGCCGGUAAAUAG